AUGGGCAAGAAGGAAAAGACCUCGAAAGAUGAUAGCAGUAGUAGUAUGAUGAUGAAUGAAUGGGUGAGGAUGAAGGUGAAGGUGAGGGGGAAGGGCAAGGGAGAGAAUUUACCCCUUUGUGGGUGCGAAGAAACAAAACUGAAGCGGUCAAAUUCCUCGCCAACUGGAGGUUCGUCUCCAAAAUUGGCGAACAGAACAGUAACAAACUUAAGCCAAUCUACAGAACCUGAUCAAAGCUCUAAUAAUAAUACUUCACCUAUACGGCCAGUAGUGCCAUCUAUACGACCUGUUGUGACAACUAAUGGUGUAGAACGCGAUCCAGUACGAACUUUAUUUGUAUCAGGCUUGCCGAUGGAUACUAAACAGCGUGAACUACAUUUACUCUUUGUUAGUUGCCGAGGUUACGAAAAUUCACUACUACGUGUCAGUAAUUCAAAAGAUGGAGGAACCGUUUCACCAGUUGGCUUCGUGACGUUUUCUACUUCAGAGAAUGCUGACCAGGCUAUGCAGAAUUUACAGAGCGUUGUUUUUGAUCCAGCGACGGGUCAUAGAGUACGCGUAGAGAAGGCCAAAAGUAAUACUAAAGCGCCGAGAUCAAGGCAGUUUUCACCACCAUCAGCUGCGGUGCUUCCAUCGCCAGCGGUUGUUAAUUCGACUCCGUUUCCUCCCAGUCUUUUGCAGGCUGCUGCUGCGGCUGCUGCAAUUGGAGGAUCAGCAGCUCCGCAGUUACCACCGCCAUCAGCUGCCGUAGCUGCGAUUGCACCGCAAACGUUUUUUCAACAACCACCGUCAUUACCUACUUCUGCAGCAGCAGCUGCAGUUGCAGCUGCAGCUGCUGCAGCUCAUCGACAUGAUCUCUUGAAUGUAACGUGUUUUGCGGAGACACCUUCUCUUUCUCAGUUUUUCACUGACAAUUCUUUCUUGUUUAAUUCACUACCACAGUUUGCAGCUGUCUCACAGCCAUCUUUACUAUUGUCUCCUGCUGCAGCUGCAAUUGCAGCCGGUUUACCUGCUGUAGGUACCAAUAAUGUAAAUCGUUGUGACAUUUCACCGGCCUCAUUUUUACCAUCAAAUGCUGCAGCAAUGGCUCACUUAACCGCAGUUGCAUCUCACCAGCAGCAGCAACCACAGCAGCACGUGAGUAGCUCACAGCUGAACGUAAAUGCCAUGGGUGUAGUGGUUUCAAGUGCCUUUCCAACAACUUCACUAGCGUGCUCCACUUUAUUUGUUGCCAACUUAGGAGACAACGUGAAUGAGGAAGAAAUUAAAGCUGCCUUUAAAGUUCAUCCAGGGUUUACUCGAUUACGGUUACUAACCAGAAAUGAUGUGACUGUCGCAUUCGUGGAGUUUCGUGACGUGCGGCAGGCUACUGCAGCUAUGAAUGCAAUGCAAGGUUUUCGUAUCUCGUCUUCCGGUCGAAGUGGCAUUCGAAUUGAGUAUGCGCGAAAUCGAAUGGGAGAGGCUGGUAAUCAGUGGUAG
Messenger RNA from Thelazia callipaeda (thelaziosis nematode), 1479 nucleotides. The record is from the annotation of a GenBank genome assembly. Lineage: Eukaryota; Metazoa; Nematoda; Chromadorea; Rhabditida; Thelaziidae.